This is a messenger RNA of Arabidopsis thaliana (thale cress), 726 nucleotides long. RefSeq names its product polymerase delta 4 (gene POLD4). The coding region runs from base 160 to 534 and encodes 124 amino acids. The record is from RefSeq and is marked reviewed. Gene Ontology annotation, biological process: DNA replication; DNA synthesis involved in DNA repair. Lineage: Eukaryota; Viridiplantae; Streptophyta; Magnoliopsida; Brassicales; Brassicaceae. The transcript has 2 exons.
CCGAUAAUGAAGCCCAUUACUAUCAGUGGGCGGAUUUAUAAGGCCGAGACAAAAAAGGCACCUUUUCUAUCAAUCGUCGCGUAGAAGCUAAAGGAAAGCUGACUCAAAGAUUCAAAAUUUGAACUGCAACGAGAGAGAGAGAGAAAGAGAAAGGAGGCUAUGGCGACGACGGCGAAGAAUUUGAAGGGUUUCUACAAGCAGACUAAAAGCAAUAUCACCGGAGGUAUCUCCAAGUCCAAGCCUUCUUCCCGGAAAGUGGCUCCCAAACACGCGGCGGCUCAAGGUUCUGAUGUUACCCAGCCCGCCGCAUUGAUUUCACACGGCUCCGUCGAUCUCAACGAGGAUUAUGACAAGGAGGAGGAGAUGCUUAGACAAUUUGACAUGAACAUCACUUAUGGUCCGUGCCUGGGUAUGACGAGACUUGAUCGAUGGGAGCGUGCAGUGCGUCUUGGGAUGAACCCUCCCAAUGAAAUCGAGAAGCUUUUGAAGACCGGGAAAGUCCAGCAAGAUUGUCUGUGGCAAGGUCGUGUCUAGAUAGGUGUUCUUUAAUCCUUUAUCUAUGCCCUUGUAUGAUCCAGUACGAGUUGCAAAACUUUGUCUGUUGUGGAUGGGAUGUUUGGUUCAGUCACUGGCUGGAUCCACCCCACAUGUAGUGUCCUCGAUGUUUCUAGUUUCAGGCGAUAAUGUUAAAACCUUGGUAAUGGAAUGCAUCUUGUUUAUUGAUCG